Molecule: messenger RNA, 249 nt
Organism: Anisakis simplex (herring worm)
Lineage: Eukaryota; Metazoa; Nematoda; Chromadorea; Rhabditida; Anisakidae
Source: the annotation of a GenBank genome assembly
AUGUCGGGGGGUGGUGUUGCGCAUUCACGACAAAUACUCUCGAAUGCACCGUCCUCUUCACAAGGUCCCAUCUCGAGACAACUAGCUGCUAUCACAGCUCAAAAUCCUGCAGCUGUAUCGUCAUCAUCGUCAACUGGCCUCUCAUCGUCGCCAUCUAGCAGCCAGUCCACGAACAUCACCACCAGUUAUGUUCGAACCAUACCCGCCUCUCCAACGAUUGUUUCUCAAGGUGAGCGAUUGGUUCAUUGA